AUGACUAUGAAUACCGACCAAGCUGUACAAUAUUUGGACGGAUUGAUUGGUCAGCAAUUACGAGUUCACACGACUGACAGCCGCAUGUUCGUUGGUAUCUUUAAAUGUACUGAUGCUGAACGAAACAUCAUCCUUGCCAACUCCCUGGAAUAUCGUCUUCCCACCCCUUCCGCCAUCCAAGCAGCUGCCGACUCGUGGGAGAAGAAAUCAGAGGGACAGAGCGCCACGAUCAAGGUCAACAUGACACACCGGCUUAUUGGACUCAUCGUAGUCCCAGGUCGUCACAUUACGAAGAUCGAACUGGAAUAG
Molecule: messenger RNA, 309 nt
Organism: Penicillium longicatenatum
Lineage: Eukaryota; Fungi; Ascomycota; Eurotiomycetes; Eurotiales; Aspergillaceae
Product: LSM domain-containing protein
Exons: 2
Coding region: 1-309 (102 amino acids)
Cellular component (GO): NatC complex
Source: RefSeq, a predicted model, not a curated record